AUGGCAACACCGGCAACCAGGGACUUGGAGUAUGCAGAUGUCGUUUUGGCUGCAUGUCCGCCCAACGGAUCGGCGCCACAGGCCGAGAUGGAUCGGGGUUGGCGGCCAUGGAAGGUCGUGAUAGGCUCUUACUGUCUAUCGGUGGCCGUUUACGGACUGUUGAGCACCAUCGGUCUCUUUCAGACACACUGGAAAGAAGACAUGCUCAAGGAAUACACAGACAGCGAGAUCUCGUGGAUCAUAUCCAUGUUUGGCUUUCUGGACUGCUUCGUAGCGGCCCCGGCAGGCAUUGUAUUCGACCGAUAUGGUUCAAGGUGGGUCUUGGCGGUCAACAGCAUGGCAUAUCUUGCGUCCUUCGUAGGUCUGGCUUUCUCGUCAACCUAUAGCGAGCUGAUGGGUUGCAUGGUGGUGGCAGGAGUCUCAUCUGGUACGUGGCUCAUCAGAAGCAAGUUUGGGAUCGUGAGCCAUUGGUUCAAAGAGAAGGCCGGCCUCGCCACGGGGUGCGUGACCGUCAGUGCGGCAUUGGGCGGAAUGUUCUUCUCACUUGUGCUCCAGAGUCUGUUUGACCGGCUGCAAUGGAGGGAUGCAGCCUUGAUCUUGACUCUCAUCCUGGCCGUGUUUGUCACGUUGGGCAAUCUGCUCGUUGAGAUCAACCUACCGCCGCAAUCUAAGACGCAGGGAGAGCAAAGGACGGCAGGAGAAACGGAGAUCUCCCGGAAGGCAUGCGGCACAUGGCAGUCGAUACUGGGGAUCAUCCAAAACCCCAAAUUUUGGCUCAUUACUUAUGCCAUAUUCGGUGAACAUUUGUGCGCAGCAUACGAACUUGUCCUCUUCAUCCAAUGGGGGUCGAUCCCCCCUUACGCCGUGGCGACCAACUUUGGGGAGAAGCAGUUCUACCUCAUGAUGUCGUACAACAUUGGCGCUGCAUUUGGGAGAAUCUUGCCACCGUUUGUGUCCGAUAGGUUGCUUGGUCCGCUGAACACAACCAUAGCCAUGAACAUUUUCACAUUGACAGCGGUACUUGCCAUCUGGCUGCCGGCGGGAGCGAGUUCCAUCGACAUGCUCUAUCUGGUGGUUGUUCUUAUGGGCAUCGGCACAGGAAGCUUUGUGCCUCUAGGCGUGGCUUGCAUGGGUGCUCUUUGUAAGCCUCAAGACAUGGGGAAAUGGCUAGGCUUCGCCUAUGCAAUUUCGGGGUUUGCGACUUUGAUAGGGAACCCCGCAACCGGAGCGAUCCUUGACAGACACGGAUCUAAUGGCCUCGUGGCGUUCCUCGCAGCAGUUCUCGCUUCUGGCCUGAUCAGCAUAGGUAUCCUCCGAUGGCAGUGCAAUGGCCGGCGUUGGUUGGUGAUGGGCAAGAUCUGA
Podospora anserina S mat+ is the source of this 1362-nucleotide messenger RNA. RefSeq lists its product as uncharacterized. The transcript has 5 exons. The coding region runs from base 1 to 1362 and encodes 453 amino acids. Gene Ontology annotation, biological process: transmembrane transport. Gene Ontology annotation, molecular function: transmembrane transporter activity. The record is from RefSeq and is a predicted model, not a curated record. Lineage: Eukaryota; Fungi; Ascomycota; Sordariomycetes; Sordariales; Podosporaceae. Gene Ontology annotation, cellular component: fungal-type vacuole membrane.